AUGCCAUCUUUGGGAAAUAUGUCAGAGUGCAAGACCCCAAAGCAAACUUCUGCGGAAAAGAAAAACGGUGAAUCCUUGUUGGUGCAACCCUUGCAUGAUAUUUCGCAAAGCACCCCUGAUAAUAGUCAACAUUACCGAGAGCGAUACUCGGUAACGGCUAAUGACACCACCGAUGGUGAAAAGGAAGAAGAACUUUGGUCUUCAAUCCAUACAGAACUGGUUAACGUUUCGAAUUUGACCUCGAUACACGAAGAUGACAAGGAAAACAAAAAUAAUCCAAGAUUCAUUACAUCAAUAGAGGGAAAGGAUAAGAAUGUAAUCAAUGAAACACCACACACACAACAACAUCAUCAAACGCCCAUAUUACAUAAGCUUGAUAGUUCUGCUGAGAUCUCAGCAAGAAUUGAUGCUAUCUCAAACAAAUCCAGUAUGGCAAACAUAGAUGCUACAAGUGAAAGAAAGAGAACGUUUUCGUCAACAGUUGAGGAUACACCUAAUAACACAGCCGCUUCCAAAAUAGCGAAAUUGAUGGACUCACCGCUCGCUUUUAGGAAACACAGCGUGGCAAACUCCAUAGCAUCCUCUGUUGCAAAUGACGAUAAAGUUUGGAACGCUGAACUAGAUGAGAUUUUGAUGAAGUGCCUUUACAAGUACCGUCAAUUCAAGGAUGAAACGUAUAUCAAUCAAUCACUGGUGCUUAAGAGAACAUCGCAAAAUAGAGUCUUAUCAAGAAUGAUAAUGAACAAAACGGGAAUUCUUAGAACGGCAAAGCAAAUCUCGUCACGGAUUUUCCGCUUGACCCGCUCAGGUAAAUUGCAAAAGGACUCAAGAUCACCUUUGAAUAUACACUCAAAUGGUGAAAUUGCAGAUGACCACGACAUUAUGUUUACUCCCUUGGAAGAAGUUUCCGAAAAUCAGCAUGCAUCGACGGACUCUAUCCUACGCGAUGCAUUGAUUGAUAAGGAAUUGGAUAUCUUGCUUUCUUCGUCACCAUUAGAUAUGUGCAUUCCCCAAUCAUCUCUGGCGCGUUUGGAUUUUAGUAUCAGAGAUUUCAAGCUCACGCACAAAUUCAAUGACCAAACUAUAGUGUUUACAAAGUUUACAUGUGAUACUGAUUCUUCUUCAAUACCAUCUGUAGCGUCAUCGGAGCUACAUCCACUUGUGAAUAGACUUGUACGGAAAACAUGCUUGGAUAAAAAUAUACCCGUUUUCAAAGUAUCACACAAUAUUAAUUUGAACCACCAUUGCCAUUUAGCUGCUUCCACACCAAUGUCUGCAAUAUCACCAACUAACGUGAUACACCCAACGAAUCUUUCACAAGGGCACAUGGAGUCCGUGUUGUCAAUAGCGGUGCAGUUGACUGAAGCUGAGCCAUAUUUAACUUGGUACAGCUCGGUUGAAGUAUUCAAAGGAAACCAAAGGCUUUUUUGCCACCAGGAUAUCAUUAUUGGUCUUUACAACCAAGAAACAAAAAAACACAUUUUCCAAAUCCCACUCCUCAAAAACUUUUUUGCUGGACAUAUCAGUUACUUGAUGAAUGGGGCGGCAAUUACGCAUGAGGAAAACAUUUACAUAGCUCAAACUAUUUCCAGCAAAAAGGAGACGAACAAUUUGCCAGAUCAAAAUUCAAAUAGAGUUUACUUGAUACAUGAUUUUGAUGUAACUGGAAAUAAAGGCUUGACCACUGUUGAGCAAAUUCAAAAUCAACAUCGUUAUUCUCGUGAUGAGCUAACUCAUGAGUACCAGCAUCAACGCAACUUUGUUGUAGAUUCUUCAAGGGACAAAGAUGAUAAUGAGACUAUUCUAGCUGACUCAUCUCCGUACAAGUCCAGUAGUCCUCCGCGUUCAGCUUCAGCUUUGUUAGAGGCACAUACGCCGAGUAAAAAAUUACGGAUCGAUGUUCAAAAGGCCAAUGAUAGGGUUGGGGGGUUUAUUAUGGGACCAAUGACAGCACCAGUGUAUAAUUCUGAUGCAAUCGUCAAAUCAACUCAAACUAGUUUGCAAGAUUUACAAAAGUUUAAUCCAUCUUUUAAUGUUUUGAAUAACAAAGUUGCACGUCCAAAUCCAAAUCCAACCCAGAAACCUGAAAAUUCGUUCUCCCAGUCACAACAAACAAGACUUGACCAAACUGAUGGUCUGGGUCUAAAUCUGGGCCAUGGUCAAAUUCAAAAUCGUAUGAAUAUGGGCAUGGACGUGAAUACGGUUCAAAGUACAUCGGCUAAUGGUGCAUUCCAUCCCUUUCCUCAACCGGGUUCCAAUCAGAUUUACAACCAGCAGGUCUAUCAAAUAACUGGAUCCAAACAGUCGCAUCUGCAAAACACAAUUACAGCUCAACUGCAACUGCAACUGCAACUGCAAAUGCAAAUGCAAAUGCAACAUCAGCCCAACCCAAUAUUUUUGCAACAGGUUGGACGUACAGCACUGGCCCCAUUUAUCAUGGCAAGUGAUAGAUUUGUAAGAACAGCUCCAGCGCCUGCUCGCGAAUUUCCAAAUGCUCAUAAUGCAUCAUUCACUGGUCAGAUCUCAAAUCAACAACACCCAAUGCAAUUUUGUGCUAAUAAUCAAUUUGAUGUACCACCAGGCUUGAUAAAUAAUUCAAAUGCAUACUUGAGUAACUCACAAUCUACUCAACACUUUGACAAAAGUAACAAAAACAGUAAUAGCACUAGUUCCAGCAGUAGCAACAAUUCCACUGCUAACAAAAUUGCUAAAAAUCCCAAUAUCAACAACGGUGCUGGCAAUAAUACCACACGAAAUACUCAUCGGAACUCGCUAUCAUCCCAGUCUAAUCUGCAGUUUAAACCCAUGGAAUUAACAUUUUGCCCUAUUAUUGAGUACGAUCCUUCCAAAAACUCAAAAUCUAUCCAGCAAAAAAUCAACAACCCUGCUAAAGGCGUACAUUGCUUUCCAAUUAAUCAACCUGUCAUCUACAAGCCAAAAAAAUGA
Molecule: messenger RNA, 2946 nt
Organism: Lodderomyces elongisporus
Lineage: Eukaryota; Fungi; Ascomycota; Pichiomycetes; Serinales; Debaryomycetaceae
Exons: 1
Coding region: 1-2946 (981 amino acids)
Biological process (GO): regulation of DNA-templated transcription
Molecular function (GO): DNA-binding transcription factor activity
Source: RefSeq, a predicted model, not a curated record